Pan troglodytes (chimpanzee) is the source of this 4938-nucleotide messenger RNA. RefSeq names its product mitogen-activated protein kinase-binding protein 1. The record is from RefSeq and is a predicted model, not a curated record. Bases 166 to 2505 code for a protein of 779 amino acids. Gene Ontology annotation, cellular component: cytoplasm. Gene Ontology annotation, biological process: negative regulation of canonical NF-kappaB signal transduction; positive regulation of JNK cascade. NCBI's taxonomy places the organism in Eukaryota, Metazoa, Chordata, Mammalia, Primates, Hominidae. The transcript is spliced from 12 exons.
AACCAUGAACAUGGAGUGGCUAAAGAUUCUGAACUAAGUGCAAGUAAUUGAUACACGUCCAUGGAUAAGGGGAACGAAUGGCGCUAGCCAUUCCACCUGCCCCUCCUUCAGCCAACUGUGUGGCUUUACCCCAGCUGCAUAUUUGUGUGGCGCCUGAGCUCUGAGAUGACCAUCAGCAUGAGGCACCGUCUGGCCGAGUUGCGCCAGCGUCAGCGGGGCGGCAAGCAGCAAGGACCAUCCUCUCCCCAAAGGGCUUCUGGACCCAACCGGCACCAGGCCCCAUCAAUGCUGUCUCCUGGACCGGCUCUCUCAUCAGACAGUGACAAGGAGGGAGAAGAUGAGGGGACUGAAGAAGAACUUCCAGCACUGCCCGUCCUUGCCAAGAGUACCAAGAAGGCACUGGCCUCGGUCCCCAGCCCAGCCUUGCCCCGAAGCCUGUCCCACUGGGAGAUGAGUCAGGCACAGGAGUCCGUGGGGUUCCUGGACCCAGCUCCUGCAGCCAACCUGGGACCCAGAAGAAGAGGGCGCUGGGUUCAGCCAGGUGUGGAACUGAGCAUUAGAUCCAUGCUGGAUCUGCGGCAGCUGGAAACACUGGCCCCAAGCCUGCAGGACCCUAGCCAGGACUCGCUGGCCAUCAUCCCAUCUGGUCCCAGGAAGCAUGGGCAGCAGGCCCUUGAGACUUCACUCACUAGCCAGAAUGAAAAGCCCCCUCGGCCUCAGGCUUCCCAACCUUGUUCCUAUCCCCAUAUUAUCCGAUUAUUGUCACAAGAGGAAGGGGUCUUUGCCCAAGAUCUGGAACCUGCACCCAUUGAAGAUGGUAUUGUCUACCCGGAGCCGAGUGACAACCCCACCAUGGAUACCAGUGAGUUCCAAGUGCAGGCUCCAGCCCGGGGAACUCUGGGAAGAGUGUACCCAGGCAGCAGGAGCUCAGAAAAGCACAGCCCUGACAGUGCCUGCUCUGUGGAUUACAGCAGCAGCUGCCUUUCCAGCCCGGAGCACCCCACUGAAGACUCUGAGAGCACGGAGCCCCUCAGUGUGGAUGGCAUCUCCUCAGACCUUGAAGAGCCAGCUGAGGGUGAUGAAGAAGAGGAAGAAGAGGAGGGAGGCAUGGGCCCCUAUGGGCUACAGGAGGGCAGCCCCCAGACUCCAGACCAGGAGCAGUUUCUAAAACAGCACGUUGAGACUCUGGCCAGUGGAGCUGCUCCAGGGGCCCCAGUGCAGGUCCCAGAGAGGUCAGAGUCUCGGAGUAUCUCUUCACGAUUCCUGUUGCAAGUACAGACCCGCCCACUCAGGGAACCAUCCCCGUCCUCCUCAAGCCUGGCACUGAUGUCGAGACCAGCCCAGGUGCCACAGGCAUCUGGUGAGCAGCCGAGAGGCAAUGGUGCCAAUCCCCCUGGAGCACCCCCGGAGGUGGAACCGUCCUCUGGCAACCCCAGCCCCCAGCAGGCAGCCUCUGUGCUGUUGCCACGAUGCCGUCUCAACCCUGACAGCAGCUGGGCUCCCAAGAGAGUGGCCACAGCCAGCCCCUUUUCUGGACUCCAGAAGGCCCAGUCUGUGCACAGUCUGGUGCCACAGGAAAGACAUGAGGCCAGUCUGCAGGCCCCUUCACCAGGCGCACUGCUGUCUCGGGAGAUCGAAGCUCAGGAUGGUCUGGGCUCCCUGCCCCCAGCUGAUGGCCGUCCGUCUCGGCCUCACUCCUAUCAGAACCCCACCACCAGUUCCAUGGCCAAGAUAUCCCGCAGUAUCUCUGUUGGGGAGAACCUGGGCCUGGUGGCUGAACCUCAAGCUCAUGCCCCCAUCCGAGUCUCACCACUCAGCAAGCUGGCCCUGCCCAGCCGGGCUCACCUGGUCCUGGACAUCCCCAAACCACUGCCUGACCAUCCUACCCUGGCUGCAUUCUCUCCUGUCACCAAAGGCCGGGCCCCUGGCGAGGCAGAAAAGCCUGGCUACCCGGUGGGCCUAGGAAAAGCUCACAGUACAACUGAGAGAUGGGCCUGUUUGGGGGAGGGCACCACUCCCAAGCCUAGGACAGAGUGCCAGGCUCAUCCUGGGCCCAGCAGCCCCUGUGCCCAGCAACUGCCAGUCAGCAGCCUCUUCCAAGGCCCUGAAAACUUGCAGCCCCCACCCCCUGAGAAGACUCCCAACCCCAUGGAAUGCACCAAGCCAGGGGCAGCCCUGAGCCAGGACUCAGAGCCAGCAGUGAGCCUGGAGCAGUGUGAGCAGCUGGUGGCAGAGCUCCGCGGCAGCGUGUGCCAGGCAGUGCGGCUCUACCACUCGGUGGCUGGCUGCAAGAUGCCCUCAGCAGAGCAAAGUCGGAUUGCCCAGCUUCUCAGAGACACCUUCUCUUCAGUGCGACAGGAGCUGGAAGCUGUGGCUGGGGCAGUGCUGUCCAGCCCAGGCAGCAGCCCUGGGGCUGUGGGAGCCGAGCAGACACAGGCCCUGCUGGAGCAAUACUCGGAACUGUUGCUUCGAGCCAUGGAACGGCGUAUGGAAGGCAAACUCUGAGUUCUAGAAGCCUGUCCCAAGUGAAUGAAUGCCCCAGCGAUUCCAAACUGCAGCCCCUCUGCCCCUCACCAAAACCUGCGGGGCUGCUUGGAGUGGAAAGCAGGGAGCAGUGUUCAGAGGCAAAGCAGCCUUCCCAGCCGCUCCUCGUGGGGGGCCUGUAUUUAUUAAUUUAUUUCCCUGACUGUUGCCUCACUUCCUUGGAACUCCUGCCUCCACAGCCCCUCCAGUGGCAGGGACAGGUCUUGGGUCUUUGUCAUCUUGGUGCUGUGAGAGGUAGGAGGGCAGCCUGCCCCAUCUAGGAAUCUGGGAAGGGCUGGCCCUCUCUUAGAAGCCAUUUGAAAUUACUGCAGGGAUUAGCUCCCUGUGGUGGAGCAUACACAGGAUACUCUGGGGUCGAGGUGAGAGGUGAUGUGGUAUUCAGUGCCCGUCAGCCAACUGUGGGCCUUCACCUCUACCUGCACUUCCCCUCUCACACCAGCUGCACUCCCCUGGCUGCCAGAGCAGGGUGGUUUUCCCCAAUACCUGGCAGCUCAGAAAGGCAGAGCCAUCUGGCCGUCCAGGGUGUCCCCAGCCAUCAGGAGACUUGAGUUGGUAUUUGGACCUGAGCCCGCACAUUCCACUCCCAUUCUCCCUCCAAGAGGGGCCCAGCAUUGUAUUUCCCUGUGACCCCUUACUCUCCUGGCCAGAACUUGAGCCAGCUGUGGGACAUUGCUGCAGGACAGUAAGCCCUCACCUGGGCAAACAUGAAGCUCUGGCCUCCUUUCCUCAGCCCCUUGUUCUUCCCUGUCCUCCACCCUGGACCCCAGCCGGCUGCUGGAGCCCAGAGGCCACCUUCUCCCUGCAUCCUGAAUGAUGCUUAGUCAGAAGCCUGUGUUGGAACAUCCCUCGUUUACAGGGCGCUGGCCUACCUCCUGAGGACCUUGGCCACAGAUGAGAUCACACGCAUGCACGCGCACACAUGUACACACACCUACCUGCACAGCACGCUGUUGAGUGUUGGUUGCCAGAGUAUCCGGCUGGCUGCUGUGUGCCUGGUUUCCUCACAUCCUGCCUCAGCUUCACCACCCUGGCUUAUGUGGAACACCUAUCAGGGAGCAGAAAAGGGGUGCAGUACACUAAGUGAACCCAGAUUCUGGAUUCUUGGUGUCCACAGCCUAGCUGAUACGAGAUGGCCCAUAGGACACCUGGUUUAGGUAGAAGGAGCCUCCUCAAAGGCAGUGCUGGGCACCCACGGGUGUGCUGGAUACUGGAGUUUGAGAGGAGGGAGGUGCUGGGGCCAAAGGAGACACUAGAAAAAUGGUAGAUGGGACAGGUAAGUGGCAGAGGUGAGGGGAUAAGUUAGAAUGUAAAAGGGCAGUAAUUAGGGGUGAGGGAAAGGAGAUAGGGGACCCUAGGAGGUACAGUGGGACCAUGUCGUGAGGCAGUUGAAGAGUUGAGGAAAGGUUUUUCUGGGCCCUACUGCUCCCCUCUGCUGCAGGUAAGUCAGAGCAGCUUUACCACAGCUUCAGGCCACGAGAGCCCCUUCACCCGCCCUGCUGCGCCAUAGGCAGAGGCUUAUAAAGAAAUGGGUUCCGGGCCAGGUGUGGUGGCUCAAGCCUGUAAUCCCAGCACUUUGGGAGGCCAAGGCGGGUGGAUCACGAGGUCAGGUGAUCGAGAUCAGCCUGGCCAACAUGGUGAAACCCUGUCUCUACUAAAAAUAAAAAAAUUAGCUGGGCGUGGUGGUGGGCGCCUGUAAUCCCAGCUACUCGGGAGGUUUAGGCAGGAGAAUCGCUUGAACCCUGGAGGUGGAGGUGGAGGUUGCAGUGAGCCCAGAUCGCGCCAUUGCACUCCAACCUAGGUGACAAAGCUACACGCCAUCUCAAAAAAAAAAAAAAAAAAAAAAGAAAAAAGAAAAAGGGUUACAAAAGGUUCCCAGCUCCGGGGCAUCAGCGUGAGUGCGCUUGAGCUGCUCCAAACCUGGCCCUUCCCCACUCCUCUAGCAUCGCCACCCGCAUGGCCCUGGAACUCCCGCGGCGGCGGGGGCGGGCCCGUGCCUGCUGUGUCCCCACUUCCCACACCAGCCGCGCCCACCGCAGGUGGGACUCAGGUUCGCCCUCUGGGCCAGGUCCUUCACGAGGAGGCAGCUACCCUUCGCCAGAAGUUUGUGAGAAUGUGGCCGCCCUUUUCCUGCCCUCUGCCCCAUGUGGGUGGGGGGCCUCGUGGCCCGGCCGGCGCCCCGUCCCCUUCUGCAUGUCUGAGGCCACCGGCAACCGCCGCCCCACUCCAGAUUUGCCCCCGCCCUGUUUUGAAAGCCCCUUAUUUAUAACUUUUAUACUUUGUGCAGGUCGCGGCGCUUCCCGCCUCAUCCUCGGCUGCAUGGGGCGGGGGGGCUGUUUUUAACGUGCCCGUUUGUACUGAUGUAUGAACUUGUCAAUAAACACAAUUGUUUGUUAA